AUGAAGCCAAAAUCAUCGAACGGCGCCAACGUCGAGUUGACACAGGAGAGCCAUGUGGAUAAGGAAUUGGGGCGUCUUUCGUCAGAUACAGAGGAUGUCGAGGCAAAAUCUGGACCGGUAGCUUCCCUGGUUACCUAUUGGCGAUACAUGCUCGAUCAACCGCUCAUAACCCCUGCUGUCCUUGGUUGGGAUUACCAGGGCUCAGGCAGCGAAGCUGACCCUUAUGUGGUGACAUGGAUUGAUUCCGAUCCUCGCAAUCCCAUGGACCUCUCAUCAAUGAUGAAAGCCGUCAUCACGGCAAUAGUUGCCAUUCUGACCUUGGCUGUUGCGCUCAUCUCCUCCACGUAUGCCGGAUGCAUUGACCAGAUCAUGCAGGACUUCCACGUUGGUGAUGAGGUCGCUACACUUGGUAUUGCCCUCUAUGUCCUUGGAUUUGCCGUGGGACCGAUGUUGUGGGCGCCGUUCAGUGAGACGCAAGGCCGACAAGUGAUUCUGUGCUUCACAUACGGGUGUUUCGUGGCGUUUAACGGUGGGACGAUUGCUUCGCAGAAUAUACAAACUAUGAUCAUCCUGCGGUUCUUCUCUGGCGUCUUCAGCGCGUCGACUCUUACCAAUACCGGCGGCGUUAUCUCGGACAUAUACCCAGUGAACAAACGGGGUUUGGCUAUGGGACUCUUUGCCGUGGCGCCAUUCAUAGGGCCAGUCUUUGGCCCUAUUAUCGGAGGCUUUCUCGGUGCUGCAGGGGGAUGGCGCUGGGUGCAGGCUCUUGUGACUAUCUUCUCUGCCAUCCUCUGGGUGAUUGCAGUGCUCGUCAUCCCAGAAACGUAUGCACCGGUUCUCCUUCGCAAAAGAGCAGCCAAGUUAUCCGAGAUGACCGGAAAGUCAUACCGGAGCAGAUACGACAUCAGUCGUGGGAAAUCGUAUUCCUUCAAGGAAGAAUUGAAGACUGCGCUUGUUCGUCCGUGGCAGCUGAUGCUCUAUGAACCCAUUGUCAUCUUCCUUUCGCUGUACAUGUCCAUCGUCUACGGCAUUCUCUACAUGUUCUUCGCCGCCAUCCCCAUCGUCUACCAAGAACAUCGCGGCUGGAACUCCGGACAGAGCGGAUUAGCCUUCCUGGGAAUCGCGGUGGGGAUGAUAAUAGCGCUCAUCGUCUGCAUCCCUGAAAAUGGCCGCUUUGCACGACGUGCCGCUGAACGUGGCGGCGAAAACCCCCCCGAAGAGCGUCUGAUAAUAGCCAUGUACGGCAGCUUCUGCAUACCGGGGGGGUUAUUCUGGUUUGCAUGGACGAACUUCCCGUCCGUUCAUUUCAUGGCGUCGAUUGCAGCUGGCGUGCCGUUCGGUUUUGGCUUGGUCCUCAUCUUCAUCUCCAUCAAGAACUACCUCGUUGACUCGUACACCGUCUUUGCGGCUUCUGCCCUCGCUGCCACGGUGAUCAUGAGAUCAUGCUUCGCGGCUGCGUUCCCGCUGUUUACCACAUACAUGUUCCAUGGGAUAGGCAUUCACUGGGCGUCUUCCAUCCCGGCGUUUCUGUCGCUGCUUUGUGCGCCUCUUCCGUUUUUGUUUUAUAAAUGGGGGCCCCGCAUUAGGGCUCGAUGUCGUUAUUCUGCUGAGGCGGAGGAGUUGAAAAAGCAGAUGAUGGCACACAAAUAG
Messenger RNA from Monascus purpureus, 1650 nucleotides. Lineage: Eukaryota; Fungi; Ascomycota; Eurotiomycetes; Eurotiales; Aspergillaceae. The record is from the annotation of a GenBank genome assembly.